GUAUCUUCUUAAACAUAAAAUGAAAUCUCUCAGGGGUAUUCACUAACCGCCUGAAGCUAUUUGGGGGGGGUUGAUCUAUUGCCACCAGAUUUCUCCCUCCUCUCUCCUCAAAUGGAUCAGGAUGUGGACUUGUUGCUGACUCUUAAGCAGCCCUUUGACCGCCCCUUCCAUUAAACUCCUAGUUGCUGUAAGAGCGCUUUCCUCCUUGCGAGGGAAAGGCUACCAGCUUCCUUCAAGGCUGCUGUCUUAAUGAUGCACCGUAAAAGUUCCUUGCUCUUCCAACUGGAUGAUCCUUUCUCCCUUCUGCUGCUAGGCAACCCAGUGUGUUGCUUCUUGACUUGUUUAGCCUUAGAGCUUUCAAAACUUUGGGGGGAGGAUUUAACCAGACUCUUCCCAAGGUGUGGUUGUAAAGUGUCUUGUGUGCGUUGAAACCAGUAUAAGGUUGUGAUAAUUAAAAUGAAGUUUUGUAUGGUUAUGAAGAAAGUCCUUAGAUACUGUAUGACAUCUUUGUAUCAGCAUCUUAUGUAAAUGGCUCUAACAUAAAUUGUGAAGGGAUUACUGUUUCCGUUCUGUUGCCUUCAGUCUUAGUUCACUUGCUCAUGGAUAUCACAUACUUUGAAUUCACAUGGAUUCUCUUGGUGUAAAGGCUGGGCAACCAAAACUGUUGGCUUUUCAGAAAACUGUCAAAUGCUUUAACAUCAAACUGUUGCAAUGCAAGGUAUCUUUUUGACUGUUCUUCACAAAGUAUGACUUAAGAUUGAGCUGUUCUUAACUUACGCUGUCCAUACUGGUUUGUGUAAUCCUUACUCUGUUUUGCUCAAGGAACCAGUAGACAUUUAGCUCAGUUUCUUAAAUGUGUGCGUAAACUAUAAAUAUUAGCGUUACAAAGUAAGCUGUAAUGCAGUUGUGUUUUUAACUUUGAAUUAAGUUAAUAUAGUUCUCACUGAAGUAAUUAAUGUUAUGCAUUUCAACAAAUAAUUUCAUAACAGAAUAAAUGCUAGUUAUCUGUAAGUAAUUGUAUUUGCGUAAUGUCGUACCUGAUGAUGGUUAUACCUUAAGCAAUUAUGUAUUUUGGCAUUCGAUAGGUAAAAUGAUUCUAGUUCUCGUGUAGUUUCCAGAUGUAUGGAAGUUGAUGCAAGGCAUUUUAAAAAGAAAGCACCCUGUAUUUCCAGGAGUACUCUGCAAACUUGUGUAUUUCUUUCUUUUUCUUGAUAAGACCACUUCCAUGUGUUUGUUGGAGACCUCAGCCCAGAAAUUACAACAGAAGAUAUAAAAGCAGCUUUUGCACCAUUUGGAAGAAUAUCCUGCCCAAGUCCAAAAAGGGGGUAACGAAUUGACCUGAGAAAAUUAAAGAAUUCAGUUAACAGGCGACGGAUGCUCGAGUUGUUAAGGACAUGGCAACAGGAAAAUCUAAAGGAUAUGGCUUUGUUUCUUUCUUCAAUAAAUGGGAUGCAGAAAAUGCAAUACAGCAGAUGGGAGGUCAGUGGCUUGGUGGAAGACAAAUCAGGACUAACUGGGCAACCCGCAAACCUCCAGCUCCAAAGAGUACCUAUGAGUCAAAUGCCAAACAGCUCUCCUAUGAUGAUGUCGUAAAUCAGUCCAGUCCAAGCAACUGCACUGUGUACUGCGGUGGUGUUACUUCAGGGCUAACAGAACAGCUCAUGCGCCAGACAUUUUCUCCAUUUGGACAAAUAAUGGAAAUUCGGGUCUUCCCAGAUAAAGGAUACUCCUUUGUGCGGUUCAAUUCUCAUGAAAGUGCUGCACAUGCGAUCGUUUCGGUCAACGGCACAACUAUAGAAGGACAUGUUGUGAAGUGUUACUGGGGCAAAGAAACACCAGAUAUGAUCAGUCCAAUCCAACAGCAGAAUCAAGUGGGAUAUCCGCCACCUUACGGACAGUGGGGCCAGUGGUAUGGAAAUGCCCAACAGAUCGGCCAGUACAUGCCUAAUGGCUGGCAAGUGCCAGCAUAUGGAAUGUAUGGACAGCCAUGGAAUCAGGGAUUUAACCAGACGCAAUCUUCUGCAGCAUGGAUGGGUGCCAAUUACGGCGUCCCUCCACCUCCGCCGCCCCCGCCGCCCCCUCCCCAGGGGCAGAACGGAAGUGUUUUAACUAGUCAAACUGGAUAUCGGAUGGCAGGCUUUGAAACGCAGUGAGGAAGAGGAAGAGAAGGACUCUGGAACAGAACAACAACGGUGGCUUUGAGGCUAUUUGGAGCAUUGUAAAUCCUUUGUUUACUUAAAAAAAUCUAUCCAAUCAAGUCAGUGCAAAAGUCAAACAGUAUUUAUUUUUAAUCAUGAAACUUUGUUGACCACAUUUUUUUUUUAAACACACAGUAAAAUACUAGAUGCUGGAUAUCUGCCAACUUUUGCCUUCUUUUCCUCUUUUUGAAAUGUGUUUCUUAAGAUCCUUGUUUGAAACACAACUAAUGCAGGGAUUUCUGCCACGUUUAGAUUGGGGCAGAAAAUUGCACAAUAUCAAAACUUUUUUUUUCCACGGAAGUAGUGUGCAGUUCUAGUUUGCAUUCCUAGUAUGACUUAAAAUGUAUAUGAAAGAAGUUGUACAAAAGAGAAAAAAAAACCUACACGCCAAAACUGUGUGAAUUCUGAAGGUUUGUUGCAAUCUUCAGCUUGUGCACAAUUCUGUUUUAAAGAGAGCCUAUUGUAUAAAGUGUCCAUCUCCUCACUUUUGUUAUACUGGGGUUUCAAAUAUAACUUAUUGGUUUACAUUAUUUUGUAUCUAGACAUUUUUCAAAAAGUGGUUUUUGCCUUACUGUCAGCUGUUAAAUUAUUAAAAUAGGAGUGGCAGAGGGAAAGUUGUAAUUGACACAAGUUGUAGUUGUACAGAGCUCUCAGUUGGAUCCAACUCUUUCGUGUUGUUGCUUUUGUUAAAUGUGGGAAGGUGCCUGGGAGAUCGGUCCCUCUUGGGUUUGCUCAAAUCUCCACUGAAGAAGAGCUUCGGCCCAGUUUCAGAUGUUAUCAAAAUGUGACACAUUCUUAUGAACCAGCUUUUUUAAAGACCUGUCCGUUUUUACAUUUACAUGUAUCCUUUAUCAUGUAAACUAUUUUAGCAAAUUAAUAUUUUUCACAGAAGUCAGCCAGCUUUUGUAUGUCUCCUUCUUUGAAAGAGUUAAAGAGGCAGAAAAAGACCUAUGUGACUUAAUGAGUACGACGAUUUGAGCUUUGGCUUUUGCAUGUGAAUAUCUAAUACAUUGUUAGACUUUGAAUAAAACAGUCAUGCUCUCAUAUUUUUCUUUUCCAGAGGUGUAGAGAAUACAUUGGUCUUAACUGUUAGCAGACUUUUUACUUGAGUGAAGUAAGUGCGACUUGAUUUAGCAAUGUACAGGUAGAGCUAUGAAAUUGCCUAGCAUGGGCAUUGCCCUGCUUAAGCCUGAAGGACCAGCUGAGGGAAGCAUUUGAAUUGUCCAGAGGCCAAAAAACCACAAAAACCUUGCUAUCCUACCUCCUUGAAUCGCCUCCAGAGAGUGCAAAAAAGAGAAAACAGUCCUACCCCGAGGUGCAGUGUUUGUUCAUCCCUGUUAAAAUGUCUGGGCAGGUGGAAGUGUUUGCUUUUCUGUUCUGCCUUGGUUGUAGUGGAGCAGCCUAUCAAGGUAUUGUACAGAGAAUCCAGUGGCUGCUAUGUGUUUUAUGGAAAACAGUGACCCUUUGGCAGAUGGGAGGUUCCUUUGGAAAUGUUAAGUUUCUUUUCUCUUGAUUUCAGUCCUACAUGAAGCCUGUAGAGAAGGUUUAGAAAUGGGAGGAAGAAGAGGGAAAGGGGAAAGAAAGUCCUGGAUGAAUCUUAAAGGGAAGAAAGUCUUGCCCCGCUGUGUUAACAGCUGCCCUUCUGAAGUGGACAGAGCUAGAUGGUGUCAGAUGCUAUUGAGACGUCCAAUACAGUUGUGUUAACAGGUGGCAGUUGUUGUUUUGUAGGCCAGACCUGAUCCCAACAUAGUAGGUAAAUAAAUAAAAGCAUAGUUAAAAGACA
Messenger RNA from Sceloporus undulatus (fence lizard), 3981 nucleotides. RefSeq names its product TIA1 cytotoxic granule associated RNA binding protein (gene TIA1). Gene Ontology annotation, molecular function: mRNA binding. Bases 1395 to 2153 code for a protein of 252 amino acids. The transcript has 9 exons. Lineage: Eukaryota; Metazoa; Chordata; Lepidosauria; Squamata; Phrynosomatidae. The record is from RefSeq and is a predicted model, not a curated record.